Messenger RNA from Mauremys reevesii (Reeves's turtle), 4928 nucleotides. RefSeq names its product zinc finger protein 250-like. Gene Ontology annotation, molecular function: DNA-binding transcription factor activity, RNA polymerase II-specific; RNA polymerase II cis-regulatory region sequence-specific DNA binding. The record is from RefSeq and is a predicted model, not a curated record. Lineage: Eukaryota; Metazoa; Chordata; Testudines; Geoemydidae. Gene Ontology annotation, biological process: regulation of transcription by RNA polymerase II. The coding region runs from base 19 to 2451 and encodes 810 amino acids. The transcript is spliced from 6 exons.
GCCCUCUACAGGGACGUCAUGCAGGAGAACUACGAGACGGUGACCUCGCUGGGAUUCCCCAUUCCCAAACCUGAUCUGAUCGCCCGGCUGGAACGAGGGGAAGAGCCGUGGGUCCCAGAUCUCCAGGCCACGAAGGAAAGGGAGAGCGCGAGGGGCACCUGCACAGGUGAGGGGUCAGGGAAACUGAGACAGAAACAUCUGGCAAGUGAAGGAAAAACUGGGACUCCCAAAAUGUGCGCAGGUGAUAGGACAGUGAGUGAGAACAAGGAGGAGAAUCGGCAGCAGGAAGGUCCUGGGAAAGUGGAACCGCAGGAGACGUUUUUGAGAAGAGCUGAAGGGAAUUUUUCCCAGGACUUGGAACAGGGAAAAGUCUGGGGAGAUCCACACAGAUCAGAGAUGCAGGUGGGAAAUUAUCCCAGGAGGAAACUGGAUGAAUCCAUUCAAUAUGGGACAACAUGCAAAGAUCCCAAGGAAACCACAGCCCAGCAGACAUAUCACAGGGAAGAGAAACCCUAUAAACACCUAGAGAGUAGGAAGAGAUUCAAUAUGAGUAGAAACCUUGUUACACUUCAGAGAAACCACUCAGGCGAGAAACCAUAUAAAUGCUUGGACUGUGGGAAAACCUUCAGUAAGAGCUCAGGCCUUGUUAAACAUGGCAGAAUGCACAUGGGGGAGCGACCUUAUAAAUGCCUGGACUGUGGGAAAACCUUCAUUCAGAGCUCAGAUCUUAUUAUACACCAGAGGCUGCACACAGGAGAGAGACCUUAUAAUUGCCUCGAGUGUGGGAAAAGAUUCAACGUGAGAUCAAACCUUAUUAAACAUCAGCAAAAACACACAGGAGGGAAACCCCAUAUUUGCAUGGAUUGCGGGAAAUGUUUCAGUCACAGCUCCUACCUUAUUACGCAUCAGAGACUGCACACGGGAGAGAGACCCUAUAAAUGUCUUGAGUGUGGGAAAAGCUUCAGUAAUAGUGCACACCUUAUUAAACAUCGCCGAAUUCACACAGGAGAGAGACCCUAUAAAUGUCUUGAGUGCAGGAAAAGUUUCAAUCAGAGCUCACACCUUACUGUACAUCAGAGAACACACACAGGACAAAAACCCCAUACAUGUUUGGACUGUGGGAAAAGUUUUAGUCAGAGAUCGGUCCUUCUUAGACAUCAGCGAAUCCAUACAGGAGAGAAACCCUAUACGUGUUUGGACUGUGGGAAAAGUUUUAGUCAGAGAUCAUCCCUGCUUACGCAUCAGAGAAUCCAUACGGGAGAGAAACCCCAUACUUGUUUAGACUGUGGGAAAAGAUUCAUUCAGAAAUCACACCUUACUACACAUCAGACAAUCCACGUGGGAGAGAAAACCCAUAAAUGUUUGGACUGUGGGAAAAGCUUCAGUAACAGUUCCUACCUCACUAAACACCGGAGAAUCCACAAGAGUGGGAUAAGGGACGUCAUGCAGGAGAACUAUGAGACGGUGACCUCGCUGGGAUUUGCCAUUCCCAAACCUGAUCUGAUUGCCCAACUGGAACAAGGGGAAGAGCCAUGGGUCCCGGAUCUCCAGGCUGCUGAGGAAAGGGAGAGCCAGAGAGGCACCCACACAGGUGAUGAGACGGUGAGGGAGAACGAAGGGGAGAAUCGUCAAUCUGAAGGUCCUGAGCAAAUGGAACCCAUUAUUAAAACAGCUGAUGGGAAUUUUUCCCAGUGCUUGGAACAGGGGGAAGCCUGGGGAAAUUGGCACAGGUCAGAGAAGCAUCUGGGAAACCACCCAAGGAAGAAAGGGAAUGAAUCCAUUGAAGGUGGGGCAGGAUGCACAGAUCCUAAGGAAACUACAGUCCAGCAGACAAAUCCCAAGGAGGAGAAACUCUAUAAAUGCCUUGACUGUGGGAAAAGCUUCGGUGUGAGAACCAACCUUAUUACGCAUCAGAGAAACCACACUGGAGAGAAGCCCUAUAAAUGCUGGGAGUGUGGGAAAAGCUUCCAUCAGAGCUCAAGCCUCACUAAACAUCGGAGAAUCCACACGGGAGAGAGACCCUAUGAAUGCCUUGACUGCGGGAAAAGAUUCAGUGUGAGAACAAACCUUAUUACGCAUCAGAGACUGCACACGGGAGAAAGACCCUAUAAAUGCUUGGACUGCGGGAAAAGCUUUAGUCAGAGCUCAAGCCUUACCAAUCAUCGGAGAAUCCACACAGGAGAGACACCCUAUAAAUGCCUCGACUGCGGGAAAAGUUUCAAGGUGAAAACCAAUCUGAUUACACAUCAGAGAAACCACACAGGAGAGAAACCCUACACGUGUUCGGACUGUGGGAAAAGCUUCAGCCAGAGCUCAAGCCUCACGAAACACUGGAGAGUCCACACAGGAGAGAGACCCCAUACAUGCCUAGUGUGUGGGAAAAGUUUUAGCGAGAGCUCAACACUUAUUAAGCAUGGGAGAGUCCAUACGCGGGACAGACCCUAUGAGUAACUCGAGCGUGGGAAGAGAUUGAAUGAAAUAUAAGCCACUGUUAUGCAUCGGGGAACCCACACAGGAGAGAAACCCCAUAAAUGCUUGGACUGUGGGAAAAGCUUCAGUUGCGGCUGAAACCUUACGAAACAUCAGUGAAUGCACAAGAGUGGGAGAUCCUAGAAAUAACUUGACUGUGGGAAAAGAUUCAGAGCUCAGACAUGAUUACACAUCAGAUAAUUCAUGAGCGAGAGAAAGACCUUCAGUGUGGGAGAAGCUUCAACUGGUGCUCCUACAGUAGGGAGCAUCAUCAAAUGCACACAGAGAAGAGUCCCAUUGGAGCACUUUGAAAGCUGAAGACAUCUAAGUGUAGCUAAUUCCAUGUUGGACAUCAGAGACUCCUCCACACAGCAGGGAAAUUCUCUCAGGGCCCUGACUGGGGUCGGCCAUGGUGACAAACCCAUUUCCUCGUUCCCACACACAUCAGGGGCGUUUGGCUCCCAAGGAUCCAGCUGCCCAUCGCUGGGGUGAGGAUCCAGCAGCAGCUGAGGAUCAGCUGGUCAGUGACCCUCUGGCUCUGCCUGGUCUAAGCAAACCCCAGGCAGAGGAGGGCCCUUUGUGCGAGGCCUGGAGAUCCCACCGCUGCCUCUGCAGCAUCAGGCCCUGAGCAUCUGGCUAUGGUAGGAAAAGCAGUUGGGAUCAGCCAGCUCGUCUCCUCUGGCCCUCCCCCACUUUUCCUAGUCUAGACUGACCUUGAGCAUCUUAUCACAUCACCCCAUUAGCAGAGUGAUUGUUAUAGUCACGAGUUCUCCCUUUGGGGAUAAAUUGUCUCAUUCCCAGAUUCUCACAUUGCUCCAAUGUGGGUUUCCCCAUGCCCCCAUUUUCUCCCUUCUAUACCAGAAUUACAUUUAUUUAAAAAAAGCUGGAGGCAGGGAUAGUAAAAUGUGGUGUUUUAGCUGCUAUGUUAUUCGAAAGCAUUGGGGUGAGUCUGAGGGAUUCCCUCCUUCCCCCGUCACUGUCGCGCUCCAUCUUUGAUGCAGCAAGCUCUGUCCAAGCUUCGGAGAGUUUUAUCCUCUCCCUAUUCUAUCCCUCCGCCUCCCAAAGUCUCACUUGCCACAGUGUCCUUUGCUCUGCAGGAGUGGCACAUUGAUUGCUUGGAUCCUAAAUCAGACUCCUGAGAGGCAGAGAAAAAAGUGUUGCAGGCCUGGAGGGGGAAUUCAAAUGAAGCCCAAAGCACAGCAGGAGGUUUCUGAGCUUCAAUCCCUGUUUCCAUCUAUUGGUAAAGUGGCUUCUGGGAUUUCCCAGCUAAAUCCAGAUCAUUUGUCCAUGGGAAGGUUCUCCUCUCCCCUUCUUUUCUUUUGUUAGGGUAAUGCAAACACUUUUGUAAAUUACACAACCAAAUAAGGUCAUGCUGAGUAAAGCAGGUUUAGCCAGAUCAGAAGAAGAUGGGUCAAUUUAUUUUCCUUAUUUUGAAUUUGAAGAUUCUCUGGGAUUUCACUUCAUGAAUGCGUGAAAGUGUUUUAUGGCCCACCCUGGAUUGUCGCUUUUUCUCUCCUUGGUGAAGGCUGUUUGGUCACGUACUUUGAUAUUAGUUUACUUUGACAGGAUGUAGCUCUGAUUUAUUGGAGACUUCACUAAAAAAUUGAUGAUUUGCCAGAAUAGUAUGUAUUUUUUUCACACUUUUCUACCCUUCCCUCUAAAGAUUUCAGUGUGGUUUGAAAAUUGAAAAUUAUCAAUAUCUAUCAGCACACGCACUGAGGAUGAGUGAAAGAAGAAGGAAGUUACUGUCUGAUCCCUGCAGAGAUAUGAGAUUCAGUCAGGAGCGGGAGAGGGUGGGGCUGGAAAACUGCAGGAUUUGCUCUUCAGAGCCAGAGAGAUGAGGCUGAGAACUGUGAACUCGCUGUACUGGGGCCAGAGAGAGAGGAAUUGUCCUGUGAGUCCCUGAAUUCUAAAUGACUAUGAACAAUGCCCCUAGAGGAAUGAUCCAGGGAGGGGGGACCAUCUCCUGUUUGUGGAGAGGUGGAAUCUGGGCAGAGGCGAGAAGGAAGCCAGGGAAAUGAACUGGCCUCGCCAGCCCUGAAGCCAGACAAAUCUCUGUCACCAAGAGGCAGAAGUGCAUCCUGGAAGCACAGCUACUCACUCCCUCAACAUCUACGUUUCCUCUGUGCGGAUGAGAGACGUUCUGUGCUCCACUCACCUCACACUGCAUCCAUCUUCUAACCUGAGCUCCCUGGGUUUCCUGCUCUUUUGUGACUGGGUCCCAGCAUCUCUCGUGAAUUGUCUGCACUUUUCCACCAGCUUUAACUUGUUCCUCUUUCCCUGCUGCCUGCAGGUGCUGGGAGAAUCCAUGUGCUGGCCUGGGGCAGAAAUGCAUAUUUAUGAGCUGGGUGCUAGGUGGGGAGAGGGGAUGGUUAACUUGUAUUUCUUGCUGGCUAAGAAUAAAGUAGAAUUUAGCUUCUCAAACUCCCUGCGGCCCUUGUCUUGAAUAAUGGGAAAAA